AUGGCAUCUUCUCAGGCAGUCGCAGCCGUUGAGGUAGAUCCCGAGAUCGUCCUCUACGAAAACGAUGACGGCACCGGGCAGAAGCGCACCCUCCGCGGCGCCUGCAAGAACCUCGGCGAAAUCGGCAUGAACAACUGCGUCUCCCGCGUCGAAGUCUCCGGAUCCUCCACCUGGGCCCUCUUCGAAGGCACCGGCUACUCCGGCAGAAUCUUCUUCGCCGGAGAGGGAACCACCGUCUUCCACGGCCGUGACGACGACGUCGCCAGCUCCUGCUUCCCCGUGCCCGUCUCCACCGAGAAGCCGCUCAUCACCCUCACUGCCUUCGACCCGCAGCAGGAGAAGGAAGUCACCAGGGAGAUCAGCUGCCGCACCAUCCUCGAGUUCACCGGCCUCUCCGGCGGCAUCGACUACGUCGUCAACAGCGGCGUCUGGAUGGUCGAGUGCGGCGACGGAACCACCCGCGCGCUCUUCAGCGGACGCGGAUCCGCCUUCCCCGACCACUACACCACCAAGAUGGUCUGGGAAUACUUCUCGCAGCCCGUGCCCGGCACCCUGCCCUCCAACGCCUACGCCAUCUACCCCGUCCUCGGCGCGCCCACCGUUCUCAAGGCAGAGUUCCUCUGGGACCAGGCCGUCGAGGUCACCAACGACAUCCAGGUAGACUGCUACAAGAACGUCAACGACACCGCCAACAAGCGCACCGUCAAAGUGCAGCUCAAACAAAACGUCCAGUCCACCUACUCCGAGUCCUUCAAACUCGGCGCGGAGACCAACCUCAAAGCUGGAGCCUCCUUCGAGGUCAACUACGGCCUCGGAAAAGGAAAGGUCGAUCUCAGCCUCUCCCAGACAUGGCGCUUCGAAAAGGGACGCACAGAGUCCUUCUCCAAAACCGAAGCCUCCGACUUCUCCGUAGACCUCUCCGUCGAGCCACACACCACCCUCACCGUCAACUUUGUCCGCCGCCAGAUCACCACCACCGUGCCCAUCAGACUCCACGUCCAGGUCGGGUCUCACCUCUACGUCGAAAUCGGACACCUCGUCUCCACCGACGGCACCCGCAUCGACUUUGUCCACUCCGAGGCUCCCAUCACCCCCGGCUCCGGCGGAGACCACGUCGACGGACCGCUCCUCCGACGCGGGUCCCUCUCACAGCAGCAGGCCGUCGGCGGCCUCGGCAGCGACGCCGUCGACGGAGUCCCCUUCCAGUCCUUUUCCAACAAGCCCCGCUCCACCCGCAGGUCCAUCAAGCAGUAA
This is a messenger RNA of Megalops cyprinoides (Indo-Pacific tarpon), 1254 nucleotides long. RefSeq names its product epidermal differentiation-specific protein-like. Bases 1 to 1254 code for a protein of 417 amino acids. The record is from RefSeq and is a predicted model, not a curated record. NCBI's taxonomy places the organism in Eukaryota, Metazoa, Chordata, Actinopteri, Elopiformes, Megalopidae. The transcript has a single exon.